AUGCACAGAGAGACAGAUUUACUGGAACACGUACCUCUGUCUUUGAAUGAGGCAGCGCAUGAAAGGGUGCUGCAUCUGGCAGAUGAAUUUGUUUAUUCUCGCGUCGACCACUCAUCUCCCGCAGAGCCCAGCUCUUCUUCGGGGCUCUCGUCUCUCGUAGACCCAACUUCGGGUCGGCCACUUCAACCAAGCGCGUGUGUUCAGGUCGGCCUGCACAUUAUGCCGGUGUUGGUAUGCAGGCAUGCGGGUAGACAGACUCGGUUGGGCUUUGAAGCCGGUCGGUUGUCUAAUGAGAUUUGCAGUCCUCACGAGACGAGAAAUACACACAUGAUUGGGCCGAUGGAGGCCACUUGUUCCUAA
Protopolystoma xenopodis is the source of this 360-nucleotide messenger RNA. Lineage: Eukaryota; Metazoa; Platyhelminthes; Monogenea; Polystomatidea; Polystomatidae. The record is from the annotation of a GenBank genome assembly.